CGAUGCAGUCCGAAGUAGAUUACCACGAGUACUGCUCAGGAGGAUUUGACCCGGAUGACAUCGUCAUCAGCGGCGUAGCUGGCAGAUUCCCUAAUUGUGACACGGUUGGAGAAUUGAAGGAAGCUUUGCUGACAAAGAAAGACCUAAUGCUGUUUUCUGAUGAGCGCUUUGAAAAAGGGGCUCGUGGUAUGCCACACUCUUCAGUAGGCCUUGUAAAAAAUCUGGACAAAUUCGAUGCUCAAUUUUUUCAUUUGACUAACUCAACAGCCGAUUAUGUGGAACCUCAGCAAAGGAAAGUUUUAGAAGUUACUUACGAAGCUAUUUUUGACUCAGGAUAUGAUGCGACGUCUUUGAGAGGAGCCAAUAUCGGCGUUUACAAUGCGACAACCUGUGAUGAUGCAAAAGAAAUCAUGAUAAAUCAAGGGGAACUAAAAAAAAAUAUAUGUAUAAGUAUAGGACGAUACAUGAAUGCGAACAGAAUUUCAUUCGCCUUUGACUUUCAUGGGCCAAGUUUUUCGAUGGAUGCCGCCUGUGCUUCCUCUGCACUUGCCCUCUGGAAUGCAUUCCAUGACAUUCGGAAUGGUCGUAUUGAUGCUGCUGUUGUGAGUGGAUGCCAAUUAUGUUUAUCGCCUACUAUGGCCAUUGGAUAUAUGAAGAGUGGAAUGUGCUCUGAAAAUGGCAAAUGUAUACCUUUUGAUGCAAAAGCUGAAGGCAUUGUCCGUUGCGAAAGCAUCUCUGCAUUGUUCUUGCAGAAAGCAUCAGUUGCUCGAAGGGUGUACGCCACAGUAUCAUAUGUGUCAACUAGAACAACAGGAGCUGUUGCUGAAGGUAUUUCCGUGCCUUCUUAUAAAGAGGAGGUAGAACUUUUUGAAGAUUGCUUGAAAGGUGCUGGAAUUACUGCUCAAGAUGUAGAUUUCGUAGAAGCUCACGGAACCGGAACAGUAGUCGGUGAUCCCAUCGAACUGAAUGCGAUUUCAUCAGUUUAUUGCGAAGGAAGAGAAACGCCUCUUCUCAUUGGAACUAUAAAGGGGAACGUUGGUCAUACAGAGGCUUCUUCAGGUAUUUGUGGCAUCUUGAAAGGUAUCAUAAGUUUUGAAACUGGUUUGAUUCCUCCAAAUUAUGAAUAUAAUACUCCCAACCCGCACUGUCCAGCUUUAGUUGACGGUCGAAUGGUAGUUGUGACUGAACCAGUUCCCCUUACGAAACCAUAUAUUCCCGUCAACUGCUUUGGCUUCGGUGGAUCUAUAGUACAAACUAUGCUGAAGCAAAACCCCAUCGAAUCCACUAGCAGACCAGAAAAGCGAGUUUUGCCCAGCCCAGCCUAUGUGAAACCUUUCCGUGGAUAUGCACUUUACGAAAAUGAAAAGGAACCAAUUAUACAAGUAAAAAAUGCAUUGAGCGAAAAGAGACAAGUAUGGUUUGUGUUGACUGGUAUGGGAUGCCAAUGGCCAGGCAUGGGUCUCCAGCUAAUGGGAAUCAGUGCCUUUGCUGAAUCGAUGAAGAAAUCGGCUGCUGUACUGAAACCUUAUGGUGUCGAUCUUUUCGAAUUCCUAAGGCCAGAUAAAAAUGAUUUGCUAGUUGAAAGAUCUAUUACACCAGCUUUCGUUUCAAUAGUUGCCAUUCAGAUCGCCCUUAUCGAUGUGCUCAAAUCUCUUGAUAUCCACCCGGAUGGAAUUGUUGGACACAGUACAGGAGAGUUAGUAUGUGCAUAUGCUGAUGGCUGUUGCACAGCUAAACAGACAAUUCUUUCUGCUUAUUGGAGAGGCAUCGCUGUCGAGAGAUCAAGCCUUCCAACAGGUGCAAUGGCUGCUGUUGGUUUAACAUGGGACAAGGCAGUAAAUAAGUGUCCAGAAAAUGUGUAUCCUGCAUGUGAUAAUGCUUCAGAUUCUGUCACUAUUUCUGGAUUGAAAGAACCCGUGGAGAAGUUUGUUGAGCAGUUGAAAAGCGAAAACAUUUUCGCUCGUGUCGUCGAUGCCUAUGGCUAUGCUUUCCAUUGCAAAUUGGUGUGUCCAGCAAAGACAAUUUUAUAUGCUGCCUUGGAGAAACUUAUUCCUGAUCCGAAACCCCGAACAGAGCGGUGGAUUAGUUCUAGUUUUUCAGAAGAAGAGUGGGACUUACCAGAAUGCAAGAUGGCGGGUCCGGAAUAUUUUAUUCAUAACCUCACUUCCAGUGUGCGUUUCAAAGAUGCAUUAAGCAAGAUACCUUCCGAUGCCAUCACUAUCGAAAUCGGACCACAUUUCUUACUUCAAGCUAUACUUAAAAGGGCUAUUGGCUCUAAUGCUGCUUAUAUCGGUUUGAUGAAACGAAAAGAAGAAAACAACCUGAACUUUCUCUUAGAAUCACUGGGAAAAUUAUAUCUAGAAGGUCUAGAUCCCAAAAUCGAGAGACUUUAUCCCCCUGUGAAAUUUCCUGUGCCGAGAUGUACUCCAAUGCUUUCAGAUUUAAUCAAGUGGAACCAUUCUCAUUCUUUCUCUGUACCGAAGUGGGCGCCUUCAUCUACAACUUUUAUUCAUGGAUUUGAUUUACAGAAUGCAGAUAGCUAUCUGAUGGAUCACAAGCUGGAUGGAAGAUCUUUGUUUCCGGCUACGGGUUACAUAUACUUGGCCUGGAAAGCUUUAGCGGAGAAGCAUAAAAAAUCAAUAGACGAGAUCCCAGUCGUAAUUGAAAAUUUUAAAAUUAGAAGAGCCACAGUUUUGAAUCCAUCAAAGAUUAUGAAAUUCGAAAUUAACUUGCUGGAUAUAAGCGGUAAUUUCGAAAUCAUGGAAGGCCAAUCUCUUGUUGCUUUCGGUAAGGUAUAUGUUCCUCCAAAUCCAGAAAUAAUUGAUGUUUCACCGGAUCUUGGAGAGACAUCUCGUCUUCCAGGAGAACAAGUAUACAACGAGCUCAAACUCCGUGGAUACGAAUACGGCCCUGAAUUCAGAGGAGUUAUGGAAAUGAAUAUUGACGGAACUGGAGGUCUUGCAUCUUGGAAUGAAAAAUGGAUUCCUUUCUUAGAUUCACUCCUUCUUUUCUCUGGAGUAUUAACGCAGAACGAAGCAUUCUGUCUACCAACUGCUAUUUUGUCCUUUAAAAUUAAUCCAAAUUUUUUUCAAAGAAAAAAUCGUGUUUCUGUUACAUACGAUGCAAAUAUGAGGAGAUGCCGCUGUGCUGGAAUCGAAAUUACAGAACUCUCUGCUGAUAUGGCCACACGCCGUCUGAAUAUAAUUGACCCCAUUCUAGAACAAUACAGAUUUAUUCCUUAUGUAAAUGUCUACACUCCUCCUGAAGAACACCGGAAACAAAUACUACAAUAUAAAAAUUCCUGCAAUGCUGUCAUCGAUAAAUUAGGCGAAAUUUUAAAAAAACGUAUUUAUAACUUCUUUUUAUUUUCUUCUAUUACUUCUUCUAUUUUAUUAUCAACAAGAUGUGUUUUCAUAGAGCAGCCAGCUAAGGGACCACAGCUGCCACCGUUCAGCUUAGACGAACCCUUUUACGAUCAUAUUGUAAAAAAGAACUUGCUCAUGAAUGUAUGGAAGAAUGGAUUAUGGGGAUCUUUCAGGCACUUACGAAUUCAUGGAGGCAAACCAUUAGAGCCUGUUGAACACAGCUUCGCCAUGUGUGCCAAGACAGGGGAUCUCUCUUCAUUUGAAUGGAGGGAAUCUCAUAUAAAAUACACUAAGCUUCGCCCAGAUCAAACGUUUCACGUGUACUACUCUGCUUUGAAUUUCCGAGAUAUCAUGAUCGCUUCUGGAAAACUGUCUGCUGAAUUUGGAAAGGAUCCAGAGGGUAGAGAUGACGUUGUAGUAGGUAUCGAGUGCUCUGGAAAAGAUUCAGACGGCCGCAGAUUGACUGGCAUUGUCCGAAACCGAGGUAUCGGAACAGCGAACAAAGUAGAAAGCUUAAUUUCACUUGAAGUGCCAGAUAACUGGACUUUAGAAGAGGCUGCCACUAUCCCAGUGGUCUACAUGACAUGUUAUUAUGCCCUGAUAACACGUGCAAGACUUCAGCCAGGGGAAAGCAUUUUAAUUCAUUCGGGAACAGGAGGUAUAGGUUUUGCCGCAAUUUGCAUUGCACUGAGCAUGCAGUGCGAGAUAUUUACCACAGUGGGUACCGAAGAGAAAAAAGAAUAUUUGAAGAAAACGUUUCCACAAAUUAAAGAAGAAAAUAUUGGUUGCUCACGUGAUUUAUCAUUUGAGGUCAUGGUUAAGACGAGAACAGCAGGAAAAGGUGUGGAUGUGGUUUUAAACUCACUUGCUGAUGAUAAAUUUUUGGCGAGUAUCCGUUGUGUAGCAGAGCAUGGAAGAUUCGUAGAGCUUGGGAAAUAUGAUUUAUCUUUGGACCGAGAGAUUGGUUUGAAGCGCUUUUUAGACAAUAUUACAUUCCAUGGUGUCUUCAUCGAUCGCUUCUUAUACAACCUACAGAAUACAAAAUUUUUCAUAGAAUUAAAUCGAUUAAUGCAAGAAGGCAUGAAAAAUGGAGUUGUCAGACCUCUUGAUCGAACGGUAUUCGAACGAGAAGAAGUAGAGAAAGCCUUCAGAUACAUGGCUGGAGGAACGCAUAUUGGAAAAGUAUUAAUCAAAAUACGAGAUGAAGAAAAAGAAAGAUUCGUAAAACCUAAAAUAUUAAAAUUGCCUGCCAUAUCUUACACCCAAUUUUACGACACCAAAGUGUACAUCAUUAUUGGCGGCCUUGGAGGAUUUGGAAUUGAGCUCACGAAGUGGAUGAUUAAAAAAGGUGCGCAAAAAAUCAUUUUGACAUCUAGAUAUGGAGCCAGAACUCCCUAUCAUUUCUUGUGCUUGAAGAGAUGGAAAGAAAAAGGUUGUUUAGUUCAAGUAUCCCAGCUGAACGUCGCCAAAAAGGAUGAAGCUAAAAAAUUGCUGGAAUUGGCUUCCCAGAUCGGCCCAGUUGGCGGAAUAUUCAAUUCUGCUGUUGUUUUGAAAGAUGCUUUUAUGGAGUACCAAACGGCGCCCGACUUCCAAGACGUCAGCGCUCCAAAAGCUGAAGCAACAAAAAAUUUGGACGAACUGUCUCGGAAAUUUUGUCCAGAUUUGGAUUACUUCGUGUGCUUUUCAUCCAUCAGCUGCGGUCGUGGCAACGCCGGACAAACAAAUUACGGCUACGCUAAUUCAGCCAUGGAAAGAGUUUGUGAGAAAAGGUCCAGCAUGGGAUAUCAUGGUUUGGCCAUUCAGUGGGGUAUUAUUGGUGAAGUGGGUGUGGUGCAUAGACACAUGGGAGAUGAUGCCCGAAUUGCUGGAGUAUGUGCCCAGAGCGUUAAAUCCUGCCUAGAUACACUGGAUACUUUCUGCAAGCUCAAAUACCCAGUUGUGAGCAGCUAUGUUACAACAGGCUCAUCCCAAAUCAAAGCACAAGGAGAUGUCUUGUCACAGAUUGCUAAAAUGUUGGGAAUGAAGGACUUAUCAGAAUUAAACAACUUCCGAAGCUUUGGUGAGAUGGGUAUUGAUUCUUUGAUCGGAAUUGAAAUAAAAAACCUGCUAGAAUCCGCUUGUGAUGUCACACUAACAAUGCAAGAAAUUCGAGAGAUGAAAUUUGAUGAUGUCAAACUUCUCCUGGAAAAUGCAGAAAAGGCGAAGGAAAGUUCUGGCAAUAAAUCGACAACUCUAGUGACCACUGCUCAAGUAAACCUUCCAGCAUUCACUGUCCAUACCGAACCUGUUAUCCCUCUCAACCAUGCAGGUACAGGAAAGCCAGUUUUUAUAGUCACAGUAGGAAACGGAGAUUUGGAGCAAAUACAUGCAUUAGGGAAGAGCAUUAAUAAUCCCGCAUUUGCCCUGGUUUGGACGAAGGACAUUCCAUCUGCGGACAUGGAAGCUCUUUGCACGUGGUAUUUAAAUAAAAUCACAGAAGUAAGAAAUGAGCCUCUUCACCUGGUGGGAUUUUCAACAGGUGGAAGCAUAGCAUUUGAAAUGGCACUUCAGAGUGAAAAGGCAGGUGUAGACGUAACGAAUCUGACUCUCCUGGAUGGUUCAUCAGAUCUCCGAAAUAAUCUUAGCAACGAAGACCAAAAAGGAAUUUCAGAAGUUGACAUUUUAUGUAAAUUCGUAGAGCAAAUUUCUCCUGCCGGAAUACUUAAACUUAGAGAAGAUUUAGAAAAUGCAGAACAUUUUGAUCAGCGCGUCAAAAUCGUUUGUAGCCAUCUAACAACAAUUUCUACUCAUCCCGUAAACGCAAGCGAUUUGGCAGAUGUGAUUGAAGCUCAUGUAGCAAAAACAAAACUCAACCAAUCUUACGUUCCUCAACAGAAACUGAAGCAAGAUCUUCAUUUAAUUGAAGAUUCUAAUCGCAUACUGUCCAAUGAUAUUAAAGAAGUAAAAGCUGUCUUUUCCGAGGUAUGCAGUGGCAAGAUUUUCAUUUACAGAACGUAUGGCUGUGAUGAUUUAUCAAAUGAAGAAAAUAUUCCAAAAUUUGUAAAUGUUUUUGAUGCAAUACUUAAAUGUGAAUGAUAUACUUAUAAGUAUAACAGAUAUUGAGAAUAAAAGAAUUUUUGGAGAAUUUAA
Stegodyphus dumicola is the source of this 6494-nucleotide messenger RNA. Its product is annotated as fatty acid synthase-like. Gene Ontology annotation, molecular function: fatty acid synthase activity; 3-oxoacyl-[acyl-carrier-protein] synthase activity; oxidoreductase activity. Lineage: Eukaryota; Metazoa; Arthropoda; Arachnida; Araneae; Eresidae. Gene Ontology annotation, biological process: fatty acid biosynthetic process. The record is from RefSeq and is a predicted model, not a curated record.